AAAACGUGAGCUACAAACCAGAAAGUAAAGAAGUCCAGAGAGCAAAACCAGUCCAUAGAAACAACUCCUGCGAACAAACUAACCGCGCAUUCCAAUCGACAGGGGAGAGAUUAUUUGAUUGAGAAACCUUCAAAACCCUACUUUCCCCCAUUUCUCUUCGCGCUCUUAAUCUCACGUUGCUGAAUCCCUAGAUCAAAUGGCGGAAGAGCCAGCAUCCCCGUCGCCGGCUGCGGCUCCGCCGCUGGGCUCGUCGGUGAUUCCCGUGGUUAACAAGCUCCAGGACAUAUUUGCCCAGCUCGGGAGCCAGUCCUCGAUAGAGCUGCCCCAGGUGGCGGUGGUCGGCAGCCAGAGCAGCGGCAAGUCGAGCGUGCUCGAGGCGCUGGUCGGGAGGGAUUUCCUGCCUCGCGGGAACGAAAUCUGCACGCGCCGGCCGCUGGUUCUGCAGCUGGUGCAGACGAAGAAGAAGGGCGACGGGAGCGAGGAAGAGUGGGGGGAGUUCCUCCAUCGGCCUGACAAGCGGUUCUACGACUUCUCCGAGAUCCGGAGUGAAAUCGAGGCUGUAACAGCUAGAGAAGCGGGAGAGAACAAAGGUGUCUCGGACAAGCAGAUCCGUUUGAAGAUUUUCUCCCCUAAUGUUCUUGAUAUCACACUUGUUGAUCUUCCUGGGAUAACAAAAGUUCCUGUCGGUGACCAGCCCACUGAUAUUGAAUCUAGAAUCAGAACAAUGAUCAUGUCGUACAUAAAAAAGCCAAGCUGUCUUAUACUCGCUGUUACUGCUGCAAAUGCGGAUUUGGCAAACUCGGAUGCUCUUCAAGUUGCAGGAGUUGCUGAUCCUGAUGGUUACCGGACCAUAGGUAUAAUAACAAAGGUGGCAUUCUUACUUUAUUUUACUUAUCAUUUCAGAGCGGUGUGUUAUAUAUUUGUUGUCAAAUUUAACAUUUAUUUCCCCACCCAGUUGGAUAUCAUGGAUAGAGGUACUGAUGCCCGCAAUUUGUUACUCGGAAAAGUGAUUCCCCUGCGACUUGGUUAUGUAGGCGUUGUGAAUCGUAGUCAAGAGGUAAUCAUGGCUGAAUAUGGAUGUCUUUUACUGGUUUACUUGCAAGCGGAGAAAGACAUUAAUCUCAACCGAAGUAUUAAGGAUGCAUUAGCAGCAGAAGAGAAGUUUUUUCGCAGCCAUCCAGUUUACAGCACUGUAGCUGAUCGUUGUGGUGUUCCUCAGCUUGCAAAGAAAUUGAACAAUAUCUUAGUGCAGCAUAUUAAAGCAAUACUUCCUGGGUUGAAGUCUCGCAUUAGUGAUGCUCUUGUGAGUGUCGCAAAGGAACAUUCAAGCUAUGGAGAAAUCACUGAAUCUAAGGCUGGUCAAGGGGCUCUCGUGUUGAACAUAAUCUCAAAAUACUAUGAAGCUUUUGCUUCGAUGCUAGAAGGAAGAAAUGAAGAAUUGUCAACUUCCCAGCUCUCAGGCGUAGCAUUUAUUGAAUAUGUUUUCCAGUCAAUUUUUGUCCGAACUUUAGAGGAGGUUGAUCCUUGUGAGGAUUUGACAGAUGAUGACAUUCGUAUUGCCAUUCAAAAUGCUUGUGGUCCCAAAUCGUCAAUAUUUGUAGCAGUUGUGCCAUUUGAACUUCUUGUACGUCGGCAAAUUGCUCGUUUGCUGGAUCCGAGCCUUGAAUGUGCCAGGUUCAUAUAUGACGAGUUAAUAAAGAUUAGCCAUCGGUGUCUAGUGGCGGUAGAUGAACUACACCGGUUUCCUGUUCUAAGAAAACGCAUGGAUGAAGUUGUUGGGAACUUUUUACGUGAUGGUCUUGAACCUUCGGAGACCAUGAUCGGUCAUCUUAUAGAAACAGAGAUGGACUACAUAAACACGUCCCACCCAAGUUUUAUUGGAGGGACUAAGGCUGUGGAAGUUGCAGCACAACAAUUGAAGACUUCGAGACUGAGCAUCCCUGCCUCGAGGCAAAAGGACGGUGUAGAAGGUGAUAAAGCACCAGCAUCUGAAAGGACCCUAAAAUCUCGUGCUAUUAUUGGCAAGCCUGUUAAUGGAGUUAUGCCUGAUCAGGCAAGAACAGGGGUACGCCAGGUAGCAGAUGCUGAGAAGGUUGGGCCCUCUGGGAACCAUAGUGGAUCUUCUUGGGGCAUUUCAUCAAUUUUUGGCGGAAGUGAUAGUUCCCUUAGUCUUUCCAAGGACAGUUCAACAAGCAAAGCACAUAUUGAGCCUACUCACGGAAAUGACUAUUUGGACAAGAGUAGCAGCUCUGUUAUCCGAUUGAAAGAGCCUCCAACAAUCUUGAGACCUACAGAAGGCCUUUCUGAGCAGGAGUCUAUUGAAAUUACAGCCAUUAAGUUGCUAUUGCGAUCAUACUAUGAUAUUGUUCGGAGGAACAUUUCAGAUUUAGUGCCUAAAACCGUCAUGCACUUUCUUGUUCAGCAUGCGAAACGUGAGUUGCACAACAUUCUGAUUAAAAAGCUUUACAGAGAGAAUCUCUUUGAAGAGGUGCUACAAGAGCCCGACGAGAUCGCACAGAAGCGAAAGCGGACGAGAGAAACACUCAAAGUCCUCCAACAAGCUUUCCGGACACUGGAAGAACUGCCAUUGGAAGCUGAGUCACUCGAAAGGGGACACAGCACGGUUGCUGAUACAAUCGGUUUGCCUAGAGUUCGAACAACCACGAGCUCGAACGGGUAUCACUCUUCUCCGAGUAAUCCAAGGUCGAGGAAGUCCUCCCACUCCGGCGAGCUACUGCAAUCACAUUCUUCCACCGGUGUUGAUUCGAAUGGGAGCAGCAGCAGCGGUGUUUACAUGCCAGGUCUCUAUCCUUGGGAAUAAGUUUUUGCCUUGUUGUUGGUGGGUUUCCAUUGUCAGCCAGCAAGAUAGAGAGGGGUAUUUGUGUAAAUUAAUUAUGGUUCUGAGAUUUGUUUGUCGAAUUCCCAUAAGGAAUAGGUGACGUGAUCGAGGGGUUAUCGGAGACACAAAUUGUAGUUUCCACUGUAUUGUUAUCGACAUUGAUGCUUUAAUCUGGCAGGGCUGUGAUCUUGUCUAGGGUAUUCUAUUUUCAUGGUGAGACAAGCAGGCCUUUCACUUCUGAAUUUUGUAGGAUUAACAGCCUCUAAUUUAUCUCGAAUUGAUCAAUCACAAUUGUGAUUAAUUAUCUAUUUGUGUUCUUCUUUGGAUGAUAGCGGGGAUGAGUGCAAAUGACUUGUAUGUUAAACUCGAGAAACGAUUCUUCAACUAGUCAUUGACUAACAUUUAUAAUAAAUUAUCGUAAAUUUGUAAUA
Linum tenue is the source of this 3270-nucleotide messenger RNA. Lineage: Eukaryota; Viridiplantae; Streptophyta; Magnoliopsida; Malpighiales; Linaceae. The record is from the annotation of a GenBank genome assembly.